Peromyscus californicus insignis is the source of this 8707-nucleotide messenger RNA. It is a transcript of the gene Pde10a, whose product is annotated as phosphodiesterase 10A. The coding region runs from base 316 to 3534 and encodes 1072 amino acids. Gene Ontology annotation, biological process: negative regulation of receptor guanylyl cyclase signaling pathway; signal transduction. The record is from RefSeq and is a predicted model, not a curated record. The transcript is spliced from 22 exons. Gene Ontology annotation, molecular function: 3',5'-cGMP-stimulated cyclic-nucleotide phosphodiesterase activity; protein binding. Lineage: Eukaryota; Metazoa; Chordata; Mammalia; Rodentia; Cricetidae.
AGCGCGCACACACCACGCCCCGCCCCGCGGGCAGCGUCCCCGCAGCCCCUCGCCCGGCGGGGAAGGACGAGGAUUGUGCGCACCAGCCCGCACCGAGGCGCUGCGACUCGGGACUCGUCCCCAGCCCGGGGUCCUCUUGAAUCCCAAAGGAAACAUGAUGUGAACCCCCAGCCGGCAAGGCACCCAAGACGUGAGCGGCGGACAGGACCGGAGCCUGUGCAUCGCGGGGAGGGCUGGUGCUGCGGGGGCGGAGCCCGCCGAGUGCCGGCCGCCGCGCCCUCCCGCCUGCCCCCUUGGAGGCUGGGGAGGAGGGCCAUGGCCAGCCCGGAGGAGCGGUUCGCUCCCCGCCCCCAGGCCCCGCUGCCAGCGGCUGGGGACGAGCCCGGUCGCGGCCAAGUCCGUCAGGAACCCCGGCGCGGAGAGGCCAGCGGGUGGAGCACAGUGGGCCUGAGCUUGGCCCGGGAGCUGCCUGGCUGCGGCCGGGAGGAGCUUGCGGCGCCCCCGCCCCUGUCCCGGUCCCUGUCUCCGGCAGGCCACGCCAGCCCCGCUGGGGGCCCCAGCGCCCUCUCCGCGCUCAGCGCCGGCGGCUGCGGCUGGGUGGCGGCCCGCGCUCCCUCGGCGCUCGCCUUCUCCUCCCCUAUCCCCUCCUCCUCCUUUUCAUCUUCCUGGUACUUCUGGCCGCCGCCCCCCCUGCCCCCUCCCCCUCUCGUCCCCUCCUCAUCUGCCUUCCACCUCCCCGUGCGUCUCCCGAGAAGGGAGGGCGCAGCGGCGGCUGGAGGAGGCGGCGGCGGCGGCGAUGCUGGCGGAGGAGGAGGAGGAGGAGGACAAGAGGCAGCUCCCUUGAGCGUCCCCCCCGGCAGUAGUCACCGCAGCGGCGGUGGCAGCGGCGGGCGGCGGCGGCUCUUCCUCUCGCCUGCGGUCCUAGGCUUGCUGCUCCCAGCCCGUGCCGGGCCCCGGCUACCGCCGCCGCCGCCGCGGCUCCCCCUCCACCCGGGCGCGCGCCGCACAGACUCCCCGGGCUUUCCGGGCGCCGGCGGGGGCUGCCCUGGCCUCGGCCCCGGCUCUGCCGCCGGUGGCCGAACUCCGUGGCGGCCCCGAGGCGCCGCCUUCCCCCUAGCCACCGCCUGGCCGCUGCUCUUCGGCUCCGACAUGGAAGAUGGACCUUCUAACAAUGCGAGUUGCUUCCGAAGGCUGACCGAGUGCUUCCUCAGCCCCAGUUUGACGGAUGAGAAAGUGAAGGCCUAUCUCUCUCUCCACCCCCAGGUCUUAGAUGAGUUUGUUUCUGAAAGUGUCAGUGCGGAGACUGUAGAGAAGUGGCUGAAGAGAAAAACCAACAAAGUGGAAGAUGAAUCGGCUCCUAAGGAAGUCAGCAGGUACCAGGACACGAACAUGCAGGGAGUUGUGUACGAGCUGAACAGCUACAUAGAGCAGCGCCUGGACACAGGUGGGGACAACCACCUGCUCCUCUAUGAACUGAGCAGCAUCAUCAGGAUAGCCACAAAAGCCGACGGAUUUGCACUGUACUUCCUUGGAGAGUGCAAUAAUAGUCUGUGUGUGUUCACACCUCCCGGAAUAAAGGAAGGUCAACCCCGGCUUAUCCCUGCAGGACCCAUCACCCAGGGCACCACCAUCUCUGCUUAUGUGGCCAAGUCUAGGAAAACGCUGCUUGUGGAGGACAUCCUUGGGGAUGAGCGAUUUCCGAGAGGCACUGGCCUGGAAUCAGGAACUCGAAUCCAGUCUGUUCUCUGCUUGCCCAUCGUCACUGCCAUUGGAGACUUGAUUGGCAUUCUUGAGCUGUACAGGCACUGGGGCAAAGAAGCCUUCUGUCUCAGUCAUCAGGAGGUUGCCACGGCCAAUCUUGCUUGGGCUUCCGUAGCAAUACACCAGGUGCAGGUGUGCAGAGGUCUCGCCAAACAGACGGAACUGAACGACUUCCUGCUGGACGUUUCAAAGACAUAUUUCGAUAACAUAGUUGCCAUAGACUCUCUACUUGAACACAUCAUGAUAUAUGCAAAAAACCUAGUGAACGCCGACCGCUGCGCGCUCUUCCAGGUGGACCACAAGAAUAAGGAGCUGUACUCGGACCUGUUUGACAUUGGGGAGGAGAAGGAGGGGAAGCCGGUCUUCAAGAAGACCAAGGAGAUCAGAUUUUCGAUUGAGAAGGGGAUUGCUGGCCAAGUAGCAAGAACAGGAGAAGUCCUGAACAUUCCGGAUGCGUACGCAGACCCACGUUUUAACAGGGAAGUGGACCUGUACACGGGCUACACCACACGGAACAUUCUGUGCAUGCCCAUAGUGAGCCGCGGCAGCGUGAUCGGCGUGGUGCAGAUGGUGAACAAGAUCAGUGGCAGUGCCUUCUCCAAGACGGACGAGAACAACUUCAAGAUGUUUGCUGUCUUCUGUGCUUUGGCCUUGCACUGUGCUAACAUGUACCACAGGAUCCGCCACUCAGAGUGCAUCUACAGGGUUACCAUGGAGAAGCUGUCUUACCACAGCAUCUGCACCUCAGAGGAGUGGCAAGGCCUGAUGCGUUUCCACCUGCCGGCGCGCAUCUCCCGAGAGAUCGAGCUAUUCCACUUUGACAUCGGUCCUUUCGAGAACAUGUGGCCUGGGAUCUUUGUCUACAUGAUCCAUCAGUCUUGUGGGACAUCCUGCUUUGAACUUGAAAAAUUAUGUCGUUUUAUCAUGUCUGUGAAGAAGAACUAUCGACGGGUUCCUUACCACAACUGGAAACAUGCAGUCACGGUGGCACACUGCAUGUAUGCCAUACUUCAAAACAACUAUGGCCUCUUUACAGACCUCGAGCGCAAAGGCCUGCUAAUUGCAUGUCUGUGUCACGACCUGGACCACAGGGGCUUCAGUAACAGCUACCUGCAGAAAUUUGACCACCCCCUGGCCGCACUGUACUCCACCUCCACCAUGGAGCAGCACCACUUCUCCCAGACAGUGUCUAUCCUGCAGCUGGAAGGGCACAACAUCUUCUCCACCUUGAGCUCCAGUGAGUACGAGCAGGUGCUGGAGAUCAUCCGCAAAGCCAUCAUUGCCACUGACCUCGCCCUGUACUUCGGCAACAGGAAGCAGCUGGAGGAGAUGUACCAGGCAGGGUCGCUGAACCUCCACAACCAGUCACAUCGAGACCGUGUAAUCGGGUUGAUGAUGACUGCCUGCGAUCUUUGUUCUGUGACGAAGCUAUGGCCAGUUACGAAACUGACAGCAAAUGAUAUCUACGCAGAAUUCUGGGCUGAGGGCGAUGAGAUGAAGAAGCUGGGCAUACAGCCCAUCCCGAUGAUGGACAGAGACAAGCGGGACGAGGUCCCUCAAGGACAGCUUGGAUUCUACAAUGCCGUGGCCAUUCCCUGCUACACCACGCUGACGCAGAUCCUCCCGCCCACAGAGCCACUGCUGAAGGCCUGCAGGGAUAAUCUCAAUCAGUGGGAGAAGGUGAUUCGCGGGGAGGAGACUGCGUUGUGGAUUUCAGCCCCAGCAGCUGGCAAGGGGGCAUCUGAGAAGCUGCCUGUGAAGGUUGAUGACUGAUCCUGGCGAGGUACUCGCCCGGCGACUGACCCUCAUCCUGCUUCUUUGACUUCGUUCCUUUUAUUUUUAAGCGGGGGAAACCUCUCCCAGAAGGUACCAUCAUACACACACACACACACACACACACACACACACACACACACACACACACACACACACACACACACACACACGUGAAGCAGACGACCUCUGCUUGCCGCUCACGCCUUGGACAGUGAGCAACCCAGGCUCCACCUGCCUUCUGAAUGCCAUCUGCGAACAGGCCAGUGGUGCGCUGGCCUGGGAGGUGGGCAGAGACCACAAGAGGGCUUCUUGCCUGGGUCCUUCCAUGAGGGUGUGGCCAGUACCCUGGUUCUGUGCUUCGUCUCUGCGGCAAUGCUGCUUGGUGGCAUUGGUUAUAAAUAGGACAUGUCACCUCCUUGUUGUGGCCUGGGACAUAGGUAACGAAGGUCACAACCUGCGGGUGAUAGAGAAAUUCAAGUUGCUGAUUGUAGGCAGACUAAGGGUGUGUUCUUUCAGUUUAUUUGGGGGCACACAAGCAAGUCAGCUCCACGGAAGGAAGAAGACCUCUGCCCUUGGUCGAGGAGACACAGGGUACAUCCCAGGCAUCUGAAAAGUGCAGCUCUCACUUCAAACCAUGUCAAAAAUUAAAACACUUUCCCCCUCACUGUAGACUGUAGCCUUCAGCAACUUUAACCAAAUCCUUCGCACAAAGAAAAUAAAAGCAAGGCAUAGAAAUUUCCUCCAGCAAGAAGAUCUGUGAGUAAACAAUGUGAAUUUUCAAAUCAGUUUCUUUAUAUUUUUAUUGUGUGCUAGGGCAGCAUUUUUAUCACAUCCAAAAUGAAAGAUGAUUCUAAAUAAUACCCCCUUUCAUGCCGUACGCCCUUCACAGGUGCCAGACAGUGCAGCCUCAGUUUCCUGGAAUUCCAAUCUCUCCCUCACUGUGCGGUCAGGCCCAACAGGAGGAGGUGCAGGGCCACCACAUGGACCGCUGAUUAUGUCCUCUCUGCCACUCUCAUAUCCAGUCCUCCUCAAAGAACCUCAAGUGUGAAUAGUUCUCGUGUGUGACUUUCUGGGGAUUGCUGCUGUGUGAAGUUUGAGAAGGCAACAGAGCCCUCCGGGCCCUUCCUGCUGAGAUCUAUGGAAGUCCCGGUUCACACCGUGAGGAUUUUCAGGACAGUGGCAUGGAGUCCCUUCUUGGUGGUUCUCACUUAGUGAAUGAGUCUUGAGAAGGUGGAGGCUGGUCAGGAAUGAACGGCUCUCUCCCCACUCUGGCAGGCGUGUGAAAAGUUGCUCUGAAAUGAAUUUCUGAAAUAGACUUGGAUGUGCUCGAUACUGUAUACACCACUGCUUAGAGAAGCUUGGCAUUUGCAAAAAUCUGUUCGGUUUUCUUCUACAUACUGAUUGAUGUAGUAGCAGGGUGGGCUGAAUACAGACCUUGUUCUCAUAUUCACACCACGUGUUCAGUUUCCUCACGGGCUUCUGGGAAAGUCUCCCUCCACACUCCUCCAUUUGCUGUUGUCCCCAUAUGAGGUAAAAGGUGAUGCCAGCGAACACCAGGGCUGUGCACACACAUGCACACACGCACACAUGGUGUGGGGACAAACACACAGAUGUAUAUAUGGUGCACACACCAGACAAAAGGAAAGAAAGACCCCCGUAUUCGAAAGCGGUGAUUUCUCCAUGUUGGGAAAUGAGGCCAUGAAUGACGUGUCGCUUCUGUGAGUGUUCACAAGUGGAAGGCUGAAGCAAGUCCACUGUCCUCAUACCGACAUGUCGCACUAGAUUCCACAAAAAGCCGCUUUAUCCACACAAGUUGAUCAGUCAUCUGUCUUGGAAGCUGGAUUGCAGGAAGGGGCGGCCUUUAAGAUGGUUGCUUCAUUCUGGCAUUUUGAAGGUGUGCGUGAAGUGAAUUCUGUCCCCCGAGUAUGGAAAAGGAUCCAGGUGGUGGGACUCCUGUGGCUGCUUUUAGCAUUUCAUGGUUGCUGUGGUAAUAAGAAUAUUACAGAAAUCUCUUUGAAUUUGACCUAGCCAAGAAUAUUGUAUGGUGUGGCCUCUCCUGGGGCAGUUUUGCAGAGGAACCUGCUAGGAAUUUGCUGGUUAGUCCGUCUCUUGUGAAAUGUCAACAUGAGAAGCAGUUUGGGUAAAAGAUUGUAGCUGAUAAAACUCUGUAACAUUGUUUUCACCGUGUAUGAGACUCAGGAGGCCUAAAUUUGCCCAAAAUAAGAGAGGCCAGGAUGCAGCCGUGUUCAGUUAACAACUUGCUUUUAGAAUUCAUGCAGUCAGGAGUGGUUUUUGUGUCUUGGCAAAUAUAUUUAGCAGACAGGCACUUGAAUCCUGCCUGAGUUUUUUCCCACCUCUUUUCUCACCGUGUUUUCUCCCACCAAAGAUGUCCAGGAAUUUCUCAUUAGUGUCUGAUGUAAACUCAGUGACUAGUAAUGAAUAUAAACAGAAUGUUGCAUUUACCGAAAUUUGUUAUCAUCAUUUUAAUGCACAAAUUCUAUAGUCGUGGUGGUUGUUCAAUUUCUUUCCACAUGUUGUGGUACCUUUGUGUCUGGGAAAAUGUUCUCGGAUACCUAAGUGCAUGCCAACACUAAUGUGAAGUAUUGAGUCAGGGCGGUGAAGUACAGUCCUAAAAUUUGUAAACAUCAGUUAGUUGAUUAGAUCAAAGUAGAGGGUGUGAGCAGCUGUGGAGGCGGUGGGAAGCGUGCCGGGGGUGACGACAGCUUCCUACCUUCCUAGUAUGUGAGACACAGGAAGAGGGAAGCGGAAUCCUAUCCCCAGCUCCUUCCGGUUUGAAGAGUAUGCUGGCGCCUGUCACUGUGAGGCUUCAGGUGACUCAUUCUCACAACAGACAGAGUCAGUUUGCCCUGACCUGUUUAGUGUCGGGUUCCUCUUUCUAGCAUGUGUUAGCGUUUUUAUUUUGUACACACGCAGUGAACUCUGCUUUUUUUCCCCCCGCUGUGUUCAUGUAUGUGCUGGAAGUGUGAGCACAGCCUGCCUGUUACUGCAUGACGGCCUCAGGGACCGACCAGGUCUUCCAAUGGGCUUCGCUUGGCCUGUGGUAUUUCUGCUCUCUUGGGUCUAAAUUAAGAUCUCAGUUGAACAGGACUGAAGUAUUCACCCUGCCUUGGCCUCGGGCCCUUCUUUUAAAUGCUGACUUUCCCCCUCUCUCUCAUGAGCUCAUCUUUGACCUUUCUCAAGUGUAAGGGACAGUGUGUGUAAAGGGGCAUGUCCCUGGUCAGGUCCACCUUUGCUCAUCAGGUUCCUGUUGUCAUCGCAUGUCCCUGACACCUACCCUGGGGUCCUCUUGUUUGUUGAGAACUGUGGCUCCAGUCCGAGGCACGGAUGGAUCUCUGGGGUUCGCGGCUCCUCAGCUGGCUUUGGUACUGAAAGUCACUUCUCUCUGUGUAUUCCAAACCCGCAUUUGCUUUGCGCUCCGCUGGCCUUGUAUGCAGGGGCAUUCUUGGAAGACUGUUCAUCCAUUCACAGUCCCCUUCGGUUUCAACUGUCAGUCUGACUUGACAGUCAGUGUGAAGUUGGAGUUAAGUCACGUGUGCUGACAGCUGUGGCUUCCCCUUGCGUGACAGUUGCAUUUCCACAUGGGAGUUUUUGUUGCUGCCCAUUGAGCGGCAUUAUUUACACUAAGUUUAAAUUAGAGAUGCCCAGUGGAGUACAACAUUCUUACUGUUAAACAGAGCUGUACAGUGUGAUCAAUAGAAGUAUUUAAGGCGUUUUAUGCAUUGACAAAAAACAGAGCAAAAGAAAGAAAAAAUGCUUAGAGGUGUCCUUGUUGCCAGUGAGGAGUAUAGAACCACAAAGCUGAUGUCUCCUUAAGAAAAACACACUCAGAACCCAAAGAAACACUGCCUCAGUCACCUGACUUGUCCCUGCUCAGUAGUGGAAGUUGGUGCUUUGUGGGCUGUGAGCAGUCUGCCUGCUGUUCCUGUAACUGUGAGGAUUUGUAACUGAAACAUCAUACCUAGGGCUGACCCUGGUUGGGGGGCACAGGAUAAUGCCCACACACCAGGGCGGAACCUUAGCUGCAUACAGAGUCGGCCACAAAGGAAGUGAGCACACACAUCUCAGUGCUUAACCUCCAGGAAUAUACAUUUGCAGAUGUUUUAUCUCUGAUGUAAAUUAAACCCCUAAACACUUGUUUUUGUCUAGCCCACCUAAAAGAUCACUCUACCAUGGGCAUCCCCACUCUCUUCUUUGGUUGGGUCACCUUAAUCCUCAGUCUUAUGCUGUAUCUAGAAUAGUGAAUAGAAAUGGUGUGUGGGAAUACUGUUUCCAUAUGAUCUGUUGUAUGGAGUAUAUGCUACAUGUUCAUUUACUGUACAAAAGAAGUGCAGUUGAUUGACGCACAGAAGUAUUUCUGUACAGGGCCCUACCUAUUUAAAAAUCACGUACUUGCCCAGAACACUGUGAAACACUUUCCAAACUACAAGUGCAGCAUCUGGAUUCUUUCUGAGAAGAACAACUUUCUCCACAUGAACAUAGGAACAAAAGAGAUUCUCCAUCCACACCCAGCCAAGGCACCUCAGAGGUCACGGUGACAGCCUCCUCGCUGGCCAACACCUGCGGGAACAGGAGCACAGGUCCAAGCAACUGAUCCUCGGUGGAUGGGUCUGCAGCCAAAGCCUUAAUGGGCUCUCUUUUGGAGGGGGAAAGAAAGAAUUCCAAGUUAACAAUAUCCAACAUUAUUAUAGUCGAUGAGUUAGUAAAUUCCAAAAAGAUGAUUUUAUAUGUAUGAAUCUUUGUAAAGUGCGCAAGUGCAAUAAUUUAAAGAAGUCUUAUCUUUACAUUUAUAAAUUAUAAAUAUUGUACAUGUGUGUAAUUUUUCAUGUAUUCAUUUGCAGUCUUUGUAUUUAAAAAACCUUUACUGUUACGUUUGUAUAAUAGAACAGUAAUCAUUUAUUAUAACUCGGGCAAGGUGUAAAUAAAUUCAUAAUUCAAGCAGCCAGUAUAUAUGCAUAUAUGGGUGUUACACUGCAAAAUCUCUAUCUUUGUUCUACCCACAUGCCUAAAGCAGUAACGAAUCUUUUGUGGAUAUGUAAUUAUACAUAUAAAGUAUAUAUAUAUGUAUGAUACAUGAAAUCUAUUUAGAAAUGUUCAUAAUUUUAAUGGAUAUUCUUUGGUGUGAAUAAUUGAAUACAAAGUUUUUAAAGUA